AGAGAGAAAAUGAAGUAACUUGCACAGAAUCUUAGGCCAAAAGGCUGCCUGUUUUAAGCCUUAUUUAACUUCAACAAGGGAGAGAGGAAGAAGAGAGGGAGGGAGGUCUGGGUUGUUCUGCUCUGGUCCAGGAAUCUGCUUCUCGUUGUUUUGGGUCCCACCGUUUUGCCCAUUUUCUCAAAGGCGACCGCCAUUCAUGAGUAAAUCAAGCUCUGCAACUCCACCCCCAUCGUCAAAACCAUCAUGGGUCCUCCCUUAUCGGACCGAACCCCUCACCGAUUUCUACACCCUCGGCAAAAAGCUCGGCCAAGGUCAAUUUGGCACCACUUUUCUUUGCACUGACAAGAAAACUGGGUACAAUUACGCCUGUAAGACCAUCCCUAAGCGGAAGCUUCUGUGCAAAGAGGACUACGACGAUGUUUGGAGGGAAAUUCAGAUAAUGCACCAUUUGUCUGAACAUCCCAACAUCGUCAGAAUCAAGGGUACUUAUGAGGAUCCGGUCUCUGUUCAUUUGGUUAUGGAGCUUUGUGCGGGUGGGGAGCUCUUUGAUAGGAUCGUUCGGAAGGGGCAUUACAGUGAGAGAGAGGCCGCCAAGCUUAUUGGGGUCAUUGUCAGUGUUUUAGAGUCUUGUCAUUCGCUUGGAGUCAUGCAUAGAGACCUUAAACCUGAAAACUUUCUGUUUCAAAGUGUGGAUGAGGAUGCUGCUCUUAUGGCCACUGAUUUUGGGCUCUCUGUCUUCUACAAGCCAGGGGAGACUUUUUCUGAUGUUGUCGGUAGUCCAUACUAUGUUGCACCAGAUGUGCUACGCAAGCAUUAUGGACCCAAAGCUGAUGUUUGGAGUGCAGGAGUUAUCUUAUAUAUUCUAUUAAGUGGGGUACCUCCAUUUUGCGCAGAAACUGAAAUAGGGAUCUUCCGACAGAUACUACAAGGACGAUUGGAUUUUGAGUCGGAGCCAUGGCCUGGUAUCUCAGGAAGUGCAAAGGAUCUUAUACGAAAAAUGCUCGACAGAAAUCCGAAGAGAAGGCUAACUGCUCAUGAAGUCCUCUGUCAUCCAUGGAUUGUAGAUGACAAAGUUGCCCCAGAUAAACCUCUUGACUCGGCAGUAUUAUCACGUCUGAAGCUGUUCUCUGCUAUGAAUAAGCUUAAAAAAAUGGCUCUAAGAGUAAUUGCUGAAAGGCUUUCUGAAGAAGAAAUUGGGGGUCUGAAGGAGUUGUUCAAGAUGAUAGACACAGACAACAGCGGGACGAUAACGUUUGACGAACUAAAGGAAGGCUUAAAACGUGUAGGCUCCGAACUUAUGGAGUCUGAGAUUAAGGAUCUAAUGGAUGCAGCAGACAUAGACAACAAUGGAACAAUCGACUAUGGUGAAUUCCUUGCAGCUACAAUUCACUUGAAUAAGCUAGAGCGGGAAGAGAAUUUACUAUUGGCCUUCUCAUAUUUUGACAAGGAUGGUAGUGGUUUCAUAACCAUUGAUGAGCUUCAGCAAGCCUGCAACGAGUUUGGCUUGAGUGAUGUUCGUCUAGACGACAUGAUCAGUGAGAUCGAUGAAGACAAUGAUGGACGUAUAGACUAUGGGGAAUUCGCAGCGAUGAUGAGAAAAGGCAACGGUGGAAUUGGAAGGCGGACGAUGAGAGGGCCGAUGAAUUUAGGAGAUGCUCUCGGCUUGUCAACAAGUGCCAACAACCAAUCUAUUGAUAAUCCUACCUGAGAUGCCUAUAUAAUACUUGUGUGUAUCUGGGAAUCCUUUGAACAAAAGCUUUGAUCCUACUUAUGGUUCCAUAAACUUUUCAACAAAAGAAAAACUAAGACGCCCUUUCUUC
This is a messenger RNA of Cucurbita maxima (winter squash), 1820 nucleotides long. Its product is annotated as calcium-dependent protein kinase SK5-like. Gene Ontology annotation, cellular component: cytoplasm; nucleus. Bases 197 to 1708 code for a protein of 503 amino acids. Gene Ontology annotation, molecular function: calmodulin binding; calcium ion binding; ATP binding. The record is from RefSeq and is a predicted model, not a curated record. The transcript is spliced from 7 exons. Gene Ontology annotation, biological process: protein autophosphorylation; peptidyl-serine phosphorylation; intracellular signal transduction. NCBI's taxonomy places the organism in Eukaryota, Viridiplantae, Streptophyta, Magnoliopsida, Cucurbitales, Cucurbitaceae.